AUGAGCGUCCAAAGUGAAGUCGUCACCUUGUUUUUUGUGGGUUUCGCAACGAAAAUCGAUCGCCUUACUGUACUUUUACUCCUCAGAUAUUUUGAACUAUUUUUUUGGUCAAUCAGAGUUUCAAAUUGUCCUAAAAGCCUCAAAAAAGACCUUAAAGCUAGUUUUUCUCCGUAGGGCGCACUUGAUGUCACUUCGAAGACUUUUUCAAGCUUUUUUUUCCUGACUUCGAUUACCUAACAUUCCUCUAGAUCCGCUAGAAAAUUUUAAAAAUUUUGAAUUUCCGGUUUCUAUCCGUGGAGCAAACUUGCAAAAGAUUUUUGAGUUUUUUUGACGUUUAUUUUUUUACUUUCUUUUUGAAUUUUUCUUGAGAAUUUUUGACAAAAAAAUCAACAUUUUUUUCCGCCUCGACGAAGUAAAAGCUGAGUUCUGGUGUCGAAAAAAAUCACUAAAAAGGACACUUGGAGCUGGUUUUAUCCAUAGAGCAAACUUGACCACCAUUUUUUUAAAACUUACAUAAUUUUUUUCCUGAUUUUUAACCACUUUUUUGCUUCCCGCUAGAUUUACUAGGAGUUUUUUUCAUUUUUUUCAAAUAUAAAAAAAAAUUAAAAAGAGCCCUUGAAGCUGGUUUUCUCCGUGGAGCGCACUUGAGCAUCAUUUUGAGAACUUAUUGAUUUUUUUUUCGGAGUGGAAGCUGAGGCGAUGAUUUUUUCUGAAAAUGCUAUUUUUUUGAGCUUCAUCCCCACGUUUCCUAGAAAGGUACCUGAGAAUUCUUUUUUUUCCCGCCUUGAAAUCGGAGUAAAAGCUGGGGGGCCGUCUGGUCGUGUAUGUGUCCUGUGAGUGGCGAAAAUUGAAAGGAAAAGACGUCGGGAACGGGGACCUCAUGUUAAUGUUUGAAUAGGCCCCGUCCGCGACCAACCCUAAACGGGAGAGACCGCACCUCCUUGUCCUUCUCCGCCGCCCGCCAACAACGCUUAAACUUUGUCUUCACCUGGUUUUCUUACCUGAGCGAGAAAAAUAGGCUUAAAUUCGAGAUUGAUCUGUUUUUCGACGACUCAAAACGCUUUAGAACCGUUUAGAAAGGCUUUUGAGACGCUUGAAAUUUGUCUCCACCUGGUUUUCUCACCUGAAAAAAAGUUUCUAAUUCGUGAAAUGUCGGAUUUUUCACGGCUCAAACCGCGUAAAAUGACAUUUUGAUCCGUUCUUCACCUACAGCUGCAACCGACCCUAACCGACUUCCCGCCUAGGCGGAUCUCUUCAUUCUUCAUCAGCCAAAAAAGGCUCAAACUUUUUCUCUCUCUGGUUUUUUUGACCUGAUAUCGUUAGCUUUUCGAAAAGGGGAAGCUCAAAUUCGUGACUCAAAGCGUCUUGAAACUGCGGAAAAUGGCUCUUGGAAUCGCUCAUACUUCUUCUCUACCUGGCUUCUUAUCUGAUUUUUUGAAAAAAAAAAAUCGUAAAUUUCCCGCCUUGAAAUCGCAUAGAAUGGCUGUUCGAGUCAAUUUUGACGAUAAAAUUGAAAUUUUAAUUUUGAUUCUUAACCAAAAAGCGCAUCUCGAGAAGCUCACAAUAUAGGCUACAAGAGGUCGCGAAAGUCGUUUUUUUGGUCGGGCGCAGCGAAUUUUUUUCAAGAACCGAGAUUAAAGAGCCAUUCUGGACUACAAAGAGUUUUUUUCAUUAGUCUCAUUAAUUUAUAAAAUUGCAUUUUUUGAUGCUCAUGAACCAUUACGAAAUCAAAAAUAAAGAAAUUUCAAUUUUUUUGUGUCAAAGCCUUUAAUUUUCAUUUUCUUGGUGGCUUUGACCUGCAGGACUUGACACUUGAAUAUUUUUCGCUUUGAGACCCUUUUUGAUGUUUUUUUCUAUGAUCCGUUAAAGACCCAAGAUUAAUUUUAGGACAGGCUCUUCCAUCGAUUUGACUUUUUUCCAACCUUAAAAGGACACUUUGGCGUCAUUUUAGCGAUAAGAUCGUGUGACCUACAAGGUCAAAACUCCCAGGAUACUUUAUUGAUCAUUUUUGAUCCUAUUUUUCCAUUUUCCUACCUUCUUGAACCCAAUCAGCUUCUAAAAUAAGGAUAUUUGUUUGAAUCUUCUUUUAAUUAGACAACUUCGAAAGGUAUUUCUUGGAAUAAUGACCAAAUGACGGGAAUUUUUUACAAUGUGGGGAUUAUCUUUCUUCUUAUCCUCCUUCUGCAUGCUGAUUAUUCUCCUUUUCCUCCUCCUCCACCUUCUUUUUCAACGUUUGUUCAUAUCGUUAUUAAUUCUUUUUUCUGUCGUUCGUUUUCGAUUUGUUCUGUGCACGUUGAAAUUAAUCAGUUUGGUAGGAAACUUGGUUUUUCCAAUAAAAAUUUAAAAAUUGGAAGGUUUGGUGUGAUAUUCAAAUGAAAUACUAUAUUUUGUAAGAAAUCUAACAUUAAAUAAAAAAUUUCAAAAAAAGAUGAUAAAUAAUUUUUUCACUGUGGCCCACUUCAGUGUAAACACUGUUGCGGUCAAUACGCGUUCUCUUUAUUUUCACGACUAUUUUUUUUUGUUUUCCUUAUUUUUUGCUGUUUUUUCAGAUCAAUUUUAUCGAUUUUCUAUGAAAACAUUCAUUUUAGACUGUAGAUUUAGCGGGAUAGUUUUGAAACAGAUAAUUGACCGUUCUUAGCUCGUUUGCGUUAAAUAAAUCGGUUUUUUAUUCAAACAGUUGUUUUUUUUCUCUUGGAUUUUCUCAGUUUUAUCUUUUAAAUCAUUCAAAAAAUGUCCAGUGGAGCUUCAUAAUCGUAAAUAUUAGGUUUUAAAACGAAGUUCCCUUGAAUGAACUUCACGCAAACCAAUUAUCAUUUCUUUUUUUCUUCAAUCCCUCACGUCUAAUUACGUUGAUUUUUCAGGAGCAUGUAAGCACGCCCGCGGGGCAAGAGAAGAAAGAAGAAAAAGACAGGAAAACCGCGUCUUCCGCCAAUAAUCAACCGCCCAACAACAAUAAUAGCAAGGAAUCGUCGUCUUCAGCGGCGACAGCCAAUAAAAAACCGACUUCCUCCACAAGUACUCCAGUUUCCAAGGUUUGUUUUUGACUUAUACGAUCUUUCUUCAUGUUAUAUUUUGAUUAAAAAUUCGUGUUUUGAUAUUGUGUUCCGUUUUUUCAACUAAGGGUAUCUUUUCAAAUGUUAAAUUGUGUUAGAAACUUUAAAUUUGAGAAAUUCAUUUUAAAUCGUUUUCAAGGGUUUUUUAAACCUAGGAUGUUCUUUUUAACAUGUUAACUAUUGUUUGGGACCUAAAAUUUAACUGGAAAAUCUAGUUUAGUUGAUAUUUUUCACCUAGAAUGUCUUUUUAAAAGUGGUUUUUUGUCAUUUUUAUCUAUUUUUAGUAGUAAAAAAGCGUUUUACAUAUUUUUCUAAUAGUAUUCCGACUGAAAAAAAUGGGUUCAAUAGAAAAAAAUAUUUGUUUAUUUUUCCGGCCAAUCCAUCAUGACGUAGAUUGUUUUUGACAAGUGGGGCUUUUUCCAAGCUGUAUAAAGGAACUUUUUCUUUUUUUGAUUUAGAAUUUUUUAUAUAUUGUUUACGCAGUUUUUGAAUAUUUUUUUCCGUUGGAAAAUUGCUCGAUUUUAGGAAUUUUUUUCGAGAAUUUUUCGUCAUAGUUUCUGAUUUUUAAUUCGAUUCAAACUGGAUUUUUUUGAAAUUUUGAAAACUUUUUUUAGCAAUUUUUUAAAAAGGUUUUUUUCGAUUUUUUUGUACUUUAUGUAAAAAGAUUUUUGGUUUGAUUUUUCGAAAAAGAAUUUGCUAUGGAAAAAAAGUUUUUUUCCGUUUUUUUAGACUUGACUAUGUUUUUCUCAUGAUUUUUCUCCAUUUUUUUAAUCUUUUUCAAAAAAAAUUAAAUUUUUUUCACUAAAAAUGACCAUUUUUUUACUGCAAAACCAGGAAUCUUUUUUUCUAAUUUUUUUCUUCGAGUCAACCAAAAAAAAUAAAAAAAGAAAUGAUGUCGAAGGAGUUCACUGAAGCGUUUGCUUGAUCCCAAACGCGAUCAGAAAAAAUUUUUUCUGGCCCAUUUUCGCGGACUUUUUUUGUGCACCCGACCGUGAACGGCUUCUAGGAGGCGAAAAUGUAGUCGUUUAACGUGUAAAUUCCUGUUUCAGGGGGCUUCCAAUAGGGCAUUUUUAGAAUUUUGUUCAAUCUAUCUACAGAAUGAGUACUAAAUAUUGAAACAAUGGUUUCAGGACUGGCGUACCCAUCAAACUUGAUAAAUAAAACUCACUCAUAAUUAUUUAGAGUCUAUACGCCUUCGUGAACUUGAAGUCUUAACAUUUUUCUAAUAUCUUGUCUUUUGAUCAAAUCAUGAUAAAUUGGAACCUACCAAUCAGUUUGCCCAAAAAUCAGGUUUUUGGCACGCGGCUAACCAUCAUCUCUAACAACGGCAAAUUUAUCUUGUUAGAAGGGAGCCAGCUCUAGCAACCCAAAUUAUUUUUGUCUUAUACUACUAGCGUUACUCUUUAUUCUAAAUGUGUUUCAGGCUACUCUAGAUUUACUUUCUUUUUAGAACUGCAAAAUAUGCGAAAAAAUCUAAGAUCAACGAUUAAUCGCAUAUUACAGCCCCCCUCUCAAAUAAGAACAGCCUAACCUUAACCCAAUUAUAUAUUUUUCGAAGCUGAGACUUUGGGCUUUUGUAUAAUGUAGUCCUACACUGAAUUAGAAAAAAUCAAGUUCGAGCAGAGAUAAAAUUCCGUUUUGCAUGAUUUUGAAAAUGAAAAAAACGGUUUUGUUAGCUCUUUUCGGGGAGUGCUCCUAUCAUUUGUGUUAACGCUCAUUGAUGGAAAUUUCUAAGAAAUAUUGCGAAAAACCCAAAGUUUAGUUUUUGUGUAUCUAUUUGAACAUGAACGUUCAGAUAACUUUUUACCAGUUAUAAACAUCGAAAAAUGACCGCGUGCCGUUGGGGCUUGGGUCCUACACACUUUUCGAGCCAGAGCAGAGCUGAAUGAAGAUAGGAAUUGGAUUAGUUUCAUGAAUUUCGGAAUGUACUUGCCAGAAUUGCCAACGAAAAGUUUUGGUACGGAUCAUUCACUUUUCCUCGGAGUUGCGCUUGUUCAAACGUGUUUCAAUAAUUAGUACUCACUCUGUAUAUUUGUAUGAUUUGUAUUGUCUCGAAAGUUCAAAUCCACUUUGUUCUUUUUUUUCUGUUCCUUACAGCUUGAAUUUAAUUUGAAAACCACACAAAUCAAAAAAUAAAUUUUGAAAUUUUGAAUUAAAAGACGGGAGAAAAGGGUGUAGGUGAUGGUUUUUCGAAAAAAUGGGUUUUAAAAGUUUCAAAUGUAAAAUAUUCAAGAAACAACGAUUUAUUCUAUUCUGGAUGCCCUUUAGGCUCCACUUGAUCCUUCCUAGACUGUUUAUUGGACGGAAAAUGAGAAAUUUCAAGUUUUACUGUAGAAAAUGUUCCUUGGAGGGCCUCUUUUCCAUUUGAAAUUAAAAAAAAAGGUUUUUUCAAAGUUUUUUCCUUUAAGGCUCUACUUGACCCUUUUUAGUCAAUUUAUUAGACGGAAAAUAAGAAUUCUCAAGUUUUACUGUAAAACAUUUCCCUUGGAGGACUACUUUUCUGUUUUUUAAAUUAAAGAUUCUGGUUUUUUUCUUUCCAAAUUUUGUCCCUUAAGGCUCUACUUGAUCCUCACAAAAGUAUAAUGAUGCGAAGAAUGAAUUUUUUCGUCGUAGGACCUUUUUUCUAUUUUUUUUUAACCUUUAAAACCUUUUAUUCAAGUUUUUGUCAUUUGAAGCUCUUAUUCAAAUUCUAAAAUACUUGUUUUUUCAAAAUUUUAUCACUUAAGACUCCACUUGAUCCGUCCAUGUAAAAGUUCAUUUUUUUCAAAGUUUGGUCCCUUAAGGUUCCACUUGACCCUUUCUAGGUUAUUUAUUGAACGUAAAAUGAGAUUUCUCAUGUUUUACUGUGAGAACUGUUCCUUGGAGGUCCUCUUUUUUGCUCUCGGACUUUAAAAAAAGUUCUCAAAGUUUGGUCCCUUAAGGCUUCACUUGGACCUUCCAAAGUAAUUAAUUAGGCGGAAAAUGAGCAAAUAUUCUGAAAAGCGGGUUUCUCGUUGGAAUAAUUCAUGUCAGGGAAUCGAAGGAAAAAAAAAAUCCAAUACUUCCAGUUUGUGUGUGCUGAAAGAAGAAGGGGGAAAAAUGGGAAGACCAUCAAUUUAUUUGCCUUUUCUUUUUCGUCUACCUUCCCGCCCUUUGGAUUAUUUGAUCUCGACCUCCCCUCCCAUUGGCUGUUGAAAACCCGCCAACUCCUAUUUUUUUCCUUUCUGUUUUUUUUUCGCCUUUUUUGACGUAAUUCACGAUUUUUUGAUUGAUUUUCAUGCCAUUUUGCUCUUUCCCACAGUAAAAACGUUGAAAAUUAUCAAAAAAAAAUCCAAUCGCUUUUUUUUGCUCAUUUUUUGAGUUUUUCAACCAUUUUAAGUCCGAUUUUCAUGCCAUUUUGCUCUUUCCCACAGUAAAAACGGUGAAAAUUAUCAACUGAAAAAUUCAAUCGCUUUUUUUUUCGAUUUUUUGAGUUUUUCAACGAUUUUAGAUCCAAUUUUCAUGCCAUUUUGCUCUUUCCUACACUAAAAACGUUGAAAAUAUCAAAAAAAAAAUCCAAUCGCUUUUUUUCGCUCAAUUUUUGAGUUUUUCAACGUUUAUAGGUUCAAUUUUCAUGCCAUUUUGUUCGUUUCUACACUAAAAACGUUGAAAAUUAUCAACUGAAAAAAUCCAACACUUUUUUUGCCCAUUUUUUUCAGUUUUUUUCAACGAUUUUUUUCGCCUCAUUUUUGAUGCCUAUUAGCCCCUUUUUUUCACCUGAAAAUCUUAUAAAUUAGUCUUUUUAUAUCUCGAAAAUAAUUUCUCUGUCAAAAAAAUGGUUCAAAAAGAGGGGAUUUAUAGGGUUUUUAUUCUAAUGAUUUUUUUCGGUCAUUGGUUUUUUCUUGUCUUCAAUAAAUGGCUGUUAAAAAUCCUGCCAACUCAUGUUUCCGUUGUUUUUUUCUUUGAUUUUAUAACUAAUUCACGAUUUUUAUAAUUAUUUUUUUCAACCCAUUUGCUCAUUUUUUUCUAAUUGAAAAAAAGCGAGAAAUGUGUACUUUUAUGUCCCAAAAACUGUUUCAUCGAAAAUCGUUUCCAAAAAAAGUAGAAGGCUUCUUGACUUUUUUUGAUUUUUUUACGAUUUUGCAGCUCUUCGAAGGUUCCUAACAUAUUAAAAAAAGUUUUUUUCGAACUUUUUGAUCUUUUUUUGAAUUGAAACUGGUUUUGGUUGCCUAGAAAUACCUUUUAAAUCUUUUUUUCUUUGAUUUUUUUCGCUUUAUUCAUGUUUUUUUGUUUAGGCUCCAAUUUGAAGGUCAAGUCUGUUGGAAAAAAAUGAAUAUAACUCAAUGGAAUAUUGAACUUUUUUUGAGUGUUUUGAAACAAAAAAAUUUUUUUAAGUAUCGAUUUUUUUGUCUUUUUUUCAACAUUCUGAGCUUCACUAAAAAUUGGAAAAAUUGUCUUGAAAAAAAGUAGAAAAAAAUUUUUUUAUUUUUCGCUUUUCAGUUCAUGAAUUGGUCGUGAUUGAUUGAAAAAAAUGUGUGAUUUUUCAAAAAAAUUAUAAGUUUGAAUUUUCUAAAGAGCAAAAAUUGGCUUCAAUCUUACCAGUUUUCUUCAAUUUUACCUUUUUUUCCAAGUAAAAUUAUUUUUUUCUUCGAUUUUUUUCGAUAAAUUUUUUUCCAUUUGAAUGAAAAAUUGAUUGAUUGAUUAUUAUCAUAAUCAUGCCCUGCUCAAUUUUUUCUAGAGUUUAAAUUUUUCCAGAGAUCGGCGGAUCAGCCAAGAGCCCAACGCGAGAUGAACGGCGGGACGAAGGCGAUGGUCGGGCCCUCCGGGACUCCCGCUCAUCCCGGCCAGCAGCCGCCGCCCUCACAGCAGGCCCAGCAGCAGUCCAACACGGCGCCCAACUCGGCCCGAGUUCCUCCCGGCGGCGGGCAGGUCAGCCCUCCUUAAAUGACCACUUGAUCGAUUUUUCGAUUUUUUUGAUUUUUUCGAUUUUUUUUUAGUUGAUCCUGACACGAGGGCGUAGGGUUAAGCAAAUUCGAAAAGAGCUUUUUUUCAAUAAUUUAAGCUUUCUUUUCCUUCUUGGGAGUGCUAGAGUGGUCCCUAGAGGGACACUUGAAGGCUCCCCUAUAGGGACCACUUAUAGGGGCACUAAAGCUUGAAAAAGUGGCCACUCUAGGGGAAAAUACCUUUAUAACUCUCGAAUCACAACAAAAUUCGAAAGAUCACUAUAGGGACCACUUAAAUUUUCCUCAAAACCCCAUAGGGACCACUUAAGUUUUAGCCCUCUAGGGAACACUAUAGAGGCUUUUUUCUUCACGAAUCCCUUUAGGGACCACUCUGGCCCUCCCAAGCGUAAUAACUUCUUAGAAAAAUGUAUAGAUCGUGUUAAAGGAGAGAGCGCAAAGAAGCUAGAAUUUCCAAAAAUUGAGAUUGAAAGGAGGAAUUUUCUUGUGAGACCUUUUUCUGAAAAUUACUACUUUUUUUAGUAAUUUUUUUAUUGAUUUUUCGGGCUUUUGAUGGUUUUUUUAUAAAUUUUUCGCUAACAUUUUUUUAUUUUUUUACAGACAUUUUUCAGCCGAUUUUUUUGGUCGGAAAAUUUUUGAUUUUAUGGGAGAAAAAAAUGAGUUUUUUUCGCUUCAAAAUGAUAAAAAUUGAUAAUUUUUUUGAUAAUAUCAGCACAAAAAAAUAAAGGAAUUUUUUUCGUGAUGCGUAUUUUUCAAAAUUUUUAAUGUUUGUCAAUGUUUUUAAAAUUGAAAUUGGAUAUUAUUAACAAUUUUCAGCACCCCAGCAGUACGGCAAGUGGACGAACGCCAUCGUCUGGAAGGUACUUUUUUUAAUUUUUGAUUUUUUCUUGUUUUAAUUUUGAAAAAUUGGUAAAAUACAGUUGAAAAGUUCACAUUACUGUUUCUGGCCGAAUUUUUUGUUGACUUGGUCUCUCGGAAUUUAUUAUUAACACAAAAACGGAGAAAAAAAGGCUGGCACUGAAAAAUUGUUGAAAAGUUCAUUUUACUGUUUCUGGCUUUUUUGAUCCAUUUUUUCCAGUGAAAUAAUGACGUCAUUUUUUCUAACCUUUCUCGGUCGUUUAUGGGCGAAAAGCGGAUUUUUACUAAUUGACGUCCCCCAGGGGCUGACCAAACACGUCUAUUUCCAUUCUGCGAACAUGCGGCUUUUUUUCUCUCUUAGUAGUUGGAUUUUUGGACCUGUUCUGUUGGUUUUGAGCAGUUUUGGUACAGAAUUUUGAAAUUUUCGGAGAAUUUUUGGAAGUUUCGAGGAUUUUUAGGCUAUUUUUCCACUGGGUUUAAAGUUUCCAUAGUAGUAUUUUCAUUAAAGUUUCGAUUAAAAUAAAUUUGGUUUUUCUGCUGAUUUCGUAGAGAGUCAGGCCAAUUUGUGGCUCUUUUUCCAUUUUUUUGAGCAAAAGUGAGUAUCGAUUUUUUUUUGGUGAGAUUUUUCACGAAGCUCUAGACAUCAGGAAGAUGAUGGAGAGUUCCAGACAGCUAGAGUGAUCUGAUUCUCUUCGGUUUCUGUACACUCUUUUCUACUUAGGAAAGCCAAAGUGGUCCCUGGAGGGGACAGAAUAGGACUUAAUUUAAGUGGUCAUUUUAGGGGUUUUUCUGACCCGGAACCCAUCAGGCUUAAGUGGUCCCUAUAGUGGUCUUUUUUAGACUUGAAAGUCAAAAAGACGUGUAGAACUGGUCCGCCAAAGUCGCCAUUAACAAAAACCCUGUAGAGGCCACUUUUUGAAGUUUAAAUAUCUAGUGAAGUGGCUCCUAAAGCGGAAUCAAAAUUGCCCCUCUAGGGACCCCUCUGCCCGCCCCUGAGUAACCUACUUUUCUACCCAUUUUUCCUGAAUCAAAUUGUUCAUUCUCUGAUGUUUGAAGCCUACUUGAGAAGCAGUAGGACCUAUUUUUUCCAUCCUUUUUUUCUCCUUCACACCGCCCGUCGAUAAAAUAUUCUGCAGUGGUGAAUAGGCGGCUGUCACGGACGUUUUUUUUUUUGACCUUUUGGACGGGUUUUUUCUCCCUGGAGGAACACUGGAACCAUUGCGAAACGCGCCGUUUUAUGAAUCAUCUUUUCUUUUUUUCUUGCCUCCGGAAAUAUUUACAUUGAAGAUGAGUUUUCACCGGGUCUUCCUGUUUGUUUUGGGAAUUAAACGAAAAGUUUUUUUUUCGGUGGCUUUUUGAAUUUUAUUCCGUGAUUUUUGAGACAUUUUGAGCAUUUUUUUAGGAGGUUUUUAAGCGCGGAAUUGAAGUUUUUAGAUUUUUAAGCGGAAUCGUGACCUAAAAUUCGAUAUUGUCAGGCCUAGAAGGAAGAUUUUUGAAGCCUAAAGCAGGAAAAGUAGAGAUUUUUGGAGGUUAAAGCAGGAAAAGUGGAGAUUUUUCGGUUUUAAGAGUGAUUUCCUGAUUGAAAAAUUUUUUCUCUGUCUAAUUUUGAGCUUCAUCGCACUGGGAUUUUCAAAAAAAAGUCAAAUUUUAUUGAAAGAAAGGGAAAUUUUUUUCAAAAAAAUUGGCCCGAUAAGUUUUUGGAUUUGUAGAGAAAUUGACUAAAACUUGAUUUUUUUAACUUCUAAAAUGAAUCAAAUUUAAAAAAAUUUCCUCCUUUUUUUGGUCACAAAAUCUUCAAAAAAACUUUAAGAUUUGACCUUUGAAAAAAAUUAUUUGAAGCCAAAAAAAUCCAUAUGUUUCCAACUGGAAAAAUUGUUUCCUGCCCUAGAAUCUAAUUCGGAAACGAUGACUCACGUUUUAUAAAAAUAUCUGGUUCGUUGGUCAUUUUUCCCUUUCUGCAUGAGCGCAAAAAACAAAUCGUUUACGCUCUAAUGACAAAGUGACCGUUUUUGGGGGGAGAUUUGGCGCCAGGUGGUGGCGGUUCCAUUCUUUUCCGUUGUUUUUGAUUGAUUUUAAGGUUUUUUCCAGGUUUUUUGAGCUAAAAUAGGUUGGAAUGAUACUUUUUGUGUAGUUGUUUGAAGCAAAAAUGUGAGAAAUUUAUGAAAAAUGGGCUUUUUCGGGGCUUUUUUUUUUGUUUUUAGUGAGGAUUUUGAACUUUUAAAGCAAUUUUAGGGCUCAAUUUGGGAUUUUUAAAGCUUUUUUUCACGAGGAAAACUUGGAAAUCUGAGAUAAAAAAAUGUGACUUUUUUUGAAUUUUAACCUUGAAAAUCUUGGAUUUUUUUCUCAUUUCUUUCAAAAUUCGUCAUUGAGAAACUUCAGAAAAAUUCAAAUUUUUCUUCGACUUUGUGGUCAGUAAAUCUCAAAACUUUGAGUUUCUUCAAUGAGAUCAUAAAAUCCACAUUUUCUUACGAGACCCUGUCCUUUUAGGGCGGAAAAAUAACACUUUUCGUUGUUUUUUCCUCCUCGUUUUGGGCUUCGAUCCCAUUUCUAAUUGCGCUAUUUUGCGCCUUCUUCCCCAUUUUUUCCCUUCUCGGUUUGUUUCUCUUUUUGCUGACUCCCAAGACGCCUCUUCGUUCUUUCCCAACGAACGAACAAUCCCAAAAAUGUCAGAAUUUUCGAGCUUUUUCGAAAUUUUCUAUGGUCAUUUUUGGUUUGUGUGAAGAGCUUGGAAGUCGAUUUUUGGCUCUUUUUGAGAAUAUCUGAAUUUCCCCAUUGUUUUUCCAUGUGAUUUCGAAAGUUUUUUGGAGAUUUUUAUUGAUUUUUUUGAUCGACGAAAAUCGUGUAUUUUUGUUUUCUCUGCCCUUUUAGAAGCCUUUUAAAUAACUCGAAAUUGAUUCCAAAAUUUUUUAAAUCUCGUAUUUUCCAGAUUUUUUAGGAUUUUCAGUGAAAAAUAGCAGCUUUUGACUGAGGAAAUUGGAAAAAGGGUAAGUGUGCGAUGGAGCGCAUUUGCUGUAAAUUUUAUUUUUCUGCUGGUUUUUCAGGAUUUUUAGUGAAUAAUAACAGUUAUUUGACUAAGAAAAUAGGAAAAUUGACAACUGUGCGAUGGAGCGAACUUGCUGCAAAUUUUUUUUUCCCGUCUUUUGAAGAUUUUUUGCUUGAAACUGUAAGAAAUGAGUGUAAAUUCAGAUCGAUUUUCGAUUGUAAAGUGAAGAAAGGUCUUUUUCACUCUACAGUAUAUAUGUGCGAUGGAGCGAAUUUACUGCAAAUUUUACUUCCAGUUGCACCUUUCUCUGCUUUUUUCUAAAGAUUUUUUGCUUGAAACUGUAAAAAAUGGGAAAAAUUGCGAAAUUUGGUUUUUAAGUUGAGAAAGGUGUCUUUUUAGCUCUUUAAAAUGGUUUUUGGGAUUUUUUCGACAUUUUUACUGUAUUUUUGCUCAAAAUUUUAGCUAAAAUUCAGCAAUUUGGACCGGAAAAGUCCGGUUUUAUUUAGGAUAGUUACUGAAAAAUCGUGAUAAGAUGGAAAUCAGCUCUUUCGGGAGCUCUUGAUAUUUUUUUCAAGUAUUUCUGGACCUGGAAAAGUCUAGGUUUCCGCUAAAUACCCAUUUCUUCGUUUUACACUAGAUUAGAUACUGUAAAAUCCUAAUAAAGCAACAAAAAACUCUUCUGGAACUUGUAAUAGUUCCUUCCCAAUAUCUGGACCUGGAAAAGUCCAAAAAGGUUUUCCGCUAGCUACUCAUUUCUCGGCCCAUUUGGUCCAAAACGACCCCGUUUUAUUCGAGUAUGGGAUUACUGGACUGAAAUCGCAGCAGCAGCAGUAGGAGCCGUCCAAGUGGCCUCGGCAUCCUUCCGUUCGCGGCCCAAAUCCCAUUCACUUUCAUUGCAUAAUUAUUCCCCCCCCCCGCGAUUGUCCGUGUGAAAAUGAGAGUUCGCCGUUCCGCACGCAACUCCGAUUGGAAAUCACCGUGACGAGUUGAUUUUGGAGAGAGGUGGUCGCAUUUGGAAUGGCUUGAAAUGCUUGAAAGGAGAGAAAAGCAUAAGAUCUUUGAAAGGUCGCAUUUGGAAUGGCUUAGGAAGUAUGAAGGAGAGGGAGGAGAGGGUUAGAGAAGAGAGACGAAAGGAUGAAAGAAUCGAGCUUUGAGUUUUCCAAAAGUCGCAUUUUUAAUGGCUUGAAAAGUUGGAAAGAGAGAGAAGAGAGCAGAGAGAAGCACAGACUGUAGAAUGAAGCAUAGGAUCUUCCAAAGGCCGCACUUGGAAUGGCUUGAAAAGUUGGAAGGAGAGAGGAGAGAGAGUAGAGAAGAGAGGCGAAUAAAUGAGAGAAGUGAGAUAGAAGAGAUGAACGAGAGACGCAGAGAAAACAUAGAAUCUGGCCUAUGAAAGGUCGCACUGGGAAUGGUUUGAAAAGUUUGAGUGAUUUUUUUUCUCGAAUUUCUAGGAGAAUUUCAACGAGAGAUUGAAAAAAACGAUCUACAGAGCCGUUACCGUGGGAAGUGGUCGCAUUUGGAAUGGCUUGAAAAGUUGAGAGGAGAGAGAGAGGCAGAAGUUUGAGAGACUGUUUAGAAAAGCAUUGAUUUUCUGAGAAAAGGUGAGGCUAGGCUGAUGUGAUGAGUGAGAGAAGAGAUGAAUGAGAGACGUAGAGAAGCGAGAGAUAUUCUAAAGAUGAGCAUUCCGAGUGUUUCCUACCAUAUCUGUUUCACUAGUGGUCGCGUUUGAAAUGGCUCGAUGAAAAAAAGAGAGAGAGACGCAGAGAAGCGAGAAAGUAUCUUAAUGGUCGCAUUUGGAAUGGCUUUUAGUGAGAGAGAGAGAGGAAAUUAUCGAUUUUUAAGAAGGGUCCCAAAAUCAACUUCCUGGUCUAUUUCUGACUCAUUUUUCAGUUUUAGUUUGUAUUGUUAUUGUUUUUCCUUUAAGCUCUCACUUUUGUGUCUUUUUUCUAUUUCUCCCGCCGCCCGCCCGUCUUUUAUUGGCGUUCUGGAACAACUGACGCCGUUUUUUUUCUCUCUUUCUCCUUGUUUUUUGUUCCUUCGUUCGCCUCUCAGCCGUUCCGGAGAUUUGUGACAGCCCGUAGAAAGAGCUUAAUUGGAUGAGGAGGCCGAUUUUCCCUUAAUUUUCUUCUUUAGUGGAGGUCGAGCUUGUUGUUGGGUUUUGGCUGAUUUUUAGGCGUUUUUAUUGAAAAUUGUGUUAUUUUUGAGUCUUUUUCACUGUAUUUCAGAUUCAUUUUGAGUCAUUUUUGCUCGUAUUUGGCUGAUUUUUGACUUUUUUUCAUAGAUUUUGGGUUAUUUUUGAGCCAUUUGUUUUAAAUUUGAUGUUUUUUGAGCCAUUUUUGCUAGAUUUUUGAGUUAUUUUCCCAGAUUUUGGCUGAUUUUCGAGUCAUUUCUGUUAAAAUUGUCUUAUUUUUUUGAUACUUUUUCCGCUGAAAUUUUUCCUUAUUUUUCGAGAAUUUUUCGUCCUUCUAGAAUCUUGAAGAGUUUCCCAGGUAGUUGAGUUAAUUAUCAGGUGAAACCCUGCUUUUAAAUUUUGAGUCAUAACUUUUUUUUUUUCGUGUUAUCGUCAAAUUUUCGAAGCGAAAACUUCUGGACUCGCUAUUUCACUUCAAAAGGAAAAAUUCAGGUCGAAAAUAACUUUAAAAUUGAUUUUUCGAGCUUUUCGACUUUGGAUUGUCAUUUUGGGCUCUGAAGUUUGCAGAAAUGAUAAAUAGAAUCUAUUCUUCUUUUUUUUCUCUGAAGUUGAAAAUUUUGAAAAAAAAAAUUGAGGGAGACGGUCUCUGUUUGAUUUUCUCAGCUGGGAGCUUUUGAAUUGAGUUUUGAGGUGCUUAUUUCAAAAUUCUCGUAAUUUUUUUCUCUUGAGAUUUUCUGAUAUUUAAGUUGAUUACAUGGGCGAUCAUCUGCUUUCAAGGUUUUCUUGAAAAUUUUUUUUUCUUGGUUGAAAUCAAAAGUUUUGGAGAAUUAAGCGAAAAGAGCAAAAGGAAGAUUGAAACAUUUCAUCUACUGAUUUUUUUGAAGUUUUUCUGGAACUCGUUUUUUUCUCAAUAUUCGAAAAAAAUUAUCAUUUUUUUGAUCAAAAAGAUCGAACUCGAUUAAAAAAAUAUUCUCUUCGUGGAAAUCCAAAAAAAUCUUCAAAAUUAAAGAGAGCCCGAAUAAUUUCAUUGAAUCGAUCUACUGAAAUUUCUAGAAACUCAGCUUUCCUUGGUCUUAUUUAAAGACUUUUUAGCAUUGAAACUUCUGAAAAUAACUUUUCCUGUUGAAAAUCAGAUCAAGCUUGAGUAAAAGUAUUCGUAUAUGGGAAUCAGAAGAUUUUAAGAAUUAAAUGAAGGCUGAAAUUGUUUUUAAACCUCUGCUUCUAUGUUUUUCAGACCUAAACAUAAGAAUUCUCUUGAUUUGAAUAUGAAAAAAAAGAAAAAAAGUUUUGUGUCCAUUGAUUUUUUCUCAUUUUCUUCGCGGUGCCGGUAUAUUUUGUUGACGGCCGGGUUGGAUUGACUGAGCGCCUUUGUUGAACUCGUCUUGGCCGACGGCAACUUUUUUCCUUCCCCUCGAUUCCUACUUGUUCUCUUCUUCUCGUCUGUCUCAGCAGCGAGAAACGCCUGAUUUUUGAUCGAGUUUCGGGAGAAACGGAUUUUUUCGGGACACUUUGAGGGAAAAUUUCAUUCAAAUUCGAUGUACAUUUUGCUCACGGUACAAAGUUCAUGGCUAGAAAAAUUUGCUGAAUAUUAAAAUUGAGCAAUUUGAAGCUUGAAAUAAUAAAAUUUUUAAAAUAUUUUUUUCGCGGGUUUCAGGGUUCGAUCGAUUUUUUUGAAAAACUAGGGAUUUUUUUCGGGACAUUUUUUUGGGAUUUAAAAAAAUAAAUUUAAAGAUAACGAAUAUGAAAAAAACUUUCCCUCUAAAAAGUCCCGAAAAAAAAUAGGUUUAAUAAUUUUGGAAAAAACCCAUCUACAUUUUUUGGCUUGUCAAAGUACGGAAAUUUUUUUUUUCAAAGUUUUUAAACUUUUGAAGGGAUUUAUUGGUACUGUAGAAGCUUGAGAGGUUCAGGAAAAAAUUUAAAAAAUUUUUGGAAUUUUUUUUUUGCUCGAUUUUUCGUAGUUAUAUGGAACACUCUGACCUGUCUGCGCUCUCUUCUCUCUCCUCGAGAUCUGAGAAAUUCAGAAAUAGUUAGAAAUAACAUAAGCUUAGGUGAGGGCACAGAGAAAAAAAAGAAGAAAAAAGCUUGAGAGGUUCAGGAAAUAAUGAAGAAUUUUUUAAAAUUUUUCUUUGCUCGAUUUUUUGUAGCUAUAUGGAGCGCUCUGACUUGUCUGCGCCCUCUACUCUCUCACCAAGGUCAGAGAAAUUAAAGAAAUGAGCUUUGGUGAGGGAAAGGAGGGCGCAGAGAAAAAAAGGAAAAAAAAACUUUUUAUAGAAUUAGAAGUGAAAAAAAAGAUAAUUGAGUAGCAAAACUUUUCCAAGAACAGAUUUAUUUUUUUUCGCGCAUUUACCAGGAAAAUUAGCGUAUUUACCAAGGCCUACUCUGUUUUUUUGAUCCUUGCUCAAACAUCUCUCCCGUGUUUUGAUAUAGAUUCCUCGUAAUUUGAGGGUUUGUUUUGGAGCGCAUUUGCUGCUGACCAACCGCCGCAUCUGCUAUUGUCCAUUUUCCCCUUCCUCGAUUUCUCGUUCGUUUUGAUUUGUUCGCUGCCGUCUCUUGUCAAAGCGGAAAUGUAAUCCGUUGGGUCCUCCUCUACUCGCCAAUUUUUUGCCUUUUUCCAAUAUAUGUCUUGCCGUUCGGAUUGAUGGCCUGGAGACGUCUAGAAGUGGUUUUUUUUGGCAAGGGAGAAGUAUUGGCUUUUUUUUUCUCUUUUUUCGGACUCUCUUAAGUUUUUGUAAGAAUCUUGGAGCGCUAUGUGGCAUUUUUUAUAUAUUUUACCUUUUUUGAGAUUUUUCUGGUCCAGUAGCUCUCAACGUAGUUCAUUCUGAAGGUCUUUCAAGACAUAUUUUAGUCUCGGAAGGUUUUUUCAGAAGAUUUCCCAACUAUUCUGAACCAUUCUUUAGAUUGAUGGAUAACUUAGAGAAUUUCAUAUUUUUGAUUUUUUCAGAACUUUUCUCGAAAUUUUUAAACAUUUUAGAAACGUCAUAACGCUUGCAAAAGUUUUCGGAAAAUUUCGGUCUUUGUCUUUUUUUUUUCCAAAAUGACUCAUGCCUUUUGAAGAUCUGUGGAGUUCGUAGGCCAAUUUCUGAACUUUUGCUUUUUUUUUAGUGAUUUUUGAAGCCUUUAAAUUUUUUUUCCUCGAAAGAAAGCUUUAAUUGAAGCUUGUGCCGUCAAAGUUGCUUAUUACGUUGUUUAAAGGAUCAUAGCGAAAUUCCGAAAAUGUCUCGAGACGAAGAGCCGUUUUUUAGAGUUAUUUCAAACGUAUAAAUGAAGAACUUUGAAACAGGUGAAAGGAAAAAUUUAGUUUUUUUGCUUUUUGAGGUUCGGAGAAGUUUUUAGAGUGACUUUUUACCUAUUUGAGUCUGAUAUUUUGUCAUUAACGGGUUUUUUUUUACCUCCUUAGGACAGUCCUUUCAGCUUCUUUAGCGCCCUAAUUUAUCCCUAGAUUAUCCCGCCCGAGUGUGCCCGGUUUAGGUUACGAAGGUCCGAGAUUUGAGAUUUUUCAUUUUAAAUUUUGGGGCUGCUAUUUUUUUCUAAUGAAUCUUGAGACGGCCAUUUUUUCUAAAUGAACUUGGGACUGCCUUUUUUUUCUAAUGGAACUUGGGACCUCCAUUUUUUUCUAAUGGAACUUGGGACUGUCAUUUUAUUCAUGGAAGUUGGGAGAGCCAUUUUUUUCUAAUGAAGUUUGGGACUGCCAUUUUUUUCUAAUGAAACUUGGGACUGCCAUUUUAUUCAUGGAAGUUGGGACUGCCAUUUUUUUUCUAAUGAAACUUGGGACUGCCAUUUUUUUCUAGUAGAAGUUGGGACUGCCAUUUUUUAGUGAAAUUUGGGACUGCCAUUUUUUUCGGAUGGAACUUGGGACUGUCAUUUUAUUCAUGGAAGUUGGGAGAGCCAUUUUUUUCCACGGCUAUUUUCCAUUACCUUUUUUAUACUCUCCUCCUUCCCCAACAGCUAUUAUAACAGCGGCUAUUUUCUUUCAUGAAACCCCAAUUUUUCUCUCCCAUCCUCACCCCUCUUCAUUUUCCGCGCUCUCUCGCGCGCAAUUAUAUAUUGUGUUGGGUUUCGCGUUGGAGUGGUUGUGUGUGUGUGUUGGGUCAAAGCCUCGCGUGGAGAUGUUCCUCUCUCUUUCCCAGUCAAAUGUGGACAAUUUCUGGCUCCGCUGGACCUUUUCACGUAUGCAUUUGGACUCGUUUCGCGUGUUCCGAAACGUUUUUUGAAGGUUUUUGACUAUUUUCCAGCCAAAAAUGAGUUUUUUCAUUGAUUUUCUGCCGCUUUUUUGAUUUUCCAAACAUCCUGUGUUCAAAAUCGCAACUUGUGCAGAUUUAAUGAGGUUUUCAACAUCAAAUGUACAAUUUGACCCGGGAUUUUAUUGAUUUUUGGAUUGAGAUUUGCGUUAUCAACUUUUUUUUCGAUUAAAAGUUUGCCUAUUUUGGAGGUUUUUAUUAAGAUUUCCGAGCGCAAAAAUGCAUUUGGACCUCGGAUUCCAUUACUUUUGGAUUCGGACUUGAGCUUUUAACGGUUUUACUGGAGAUUUUUGAGCUUUGAAAUCGUUUCCAGGGCUCAAAAAAUGUGUUUUGGUUGGCGAUUUUAUUGAUUUUUUAAAGCUUCCGAUGGCUCCUGAGCUCUUUUUUUGCGACGGCUUUUUCCAGAGAUUUUUUUGAGUGUUGAAAUUAUCUUUUUUUAUUUAUAUUUUUUUAUUGGUCAUUUAAGUGGCUGUUUUUUUAUAAUUCAUUUAUGCGGUUUUUAAAUUGUUAGAUAGGAUUAGUAAGUUCAGAAAAAAAUCGGAUUUAUUAAUCUUUUAAAAAUUUUUUUCCAAGGUUCAUUACAAUUUUUGGCAAGUUUUUUUGACCCGAUUUUAGCCAUUUUUUUCGAUUUUUCAAAAUAAAGAAAAAUAUAGUUUUUCAGACAUGCUGAUUUUUAUUGAAUUUUUUUGAAAUAUAGCUUUCUUAGUAAUUUUGAAAUUUUUGUCUUUUUAUUCUAGCCUUUCUAUUGAGUUUGACCCAGAAAAAUUGAUCGAAACAUUUUUUUUUGUUUUUCAAAAGAACAUGCUUUGAAACAGUUAUAUCAGCUAAAGUCUAACAUUUCACGUCAUUUUUUUUUUGAUUUUCCUAAAAAAAUUGACCGAUUUUUGUUCCAAAAUUCCCAUUUUUGCUCGAAAAUCAAAGAACCUGACAUCAUUUUCAACAGAAUUCAUUCAGAAAUUGUACUUGUAGAUACAAAUUUUCUCUGUUUUCGAAAAAAACCCACGCAGGCGUCAACUUUUUCACUAAGCUCUGGAAAAAAAAUUGACCGUUUUGAUGGGCUGAUUUACGACGGCCAAAGUGUUUUUCCUGGUCUCGGCCCCUGUUGAAAAGAGGAUUUUACAACGGCUAGCCUUUUUUUUGUCCGCUGGAAAAAAAGAUAUUGACUGGUUUCCCGAGGCUUUACUGAUUGUUUUUUUGGGGUUUUUUUCUCCAGUUUUGUCGUGAAAUUGAAAAUUUAUUUUUUUAAUUCGAAAAAAAGUGGUUUUUAUAUCGUUUUCAUAGAGUAGAAGUCGUGGGAAAAAAAAUUUUUAUUGAUUUUUUUAAAUUUUUAUAAAAAAAUUAUAAUAGAGCUGAGUCUGAAAUUUUUGAAGCUUGGUAGUUUUUCAAAAACCGAAAAAAACUCUAGUGGUCACUUAAGAGGUUCCCCUGGAGAGGACACUAAAGUGGCCACUCUUUAGUGGUCACUAUAGUAGUUCUAGUCCCACUUAGACUUCUAGAAAAGCCAAGAAUUUUUAGUCUCUUAAGUGGUCACUAAUUCGACUACUAUAGUGACCACUAAAACUUCAAAACCCUAAAAUGGCCACUAAACAUCUUCUCAGCAAUUUGGAAUUGAAAAAUUGAGAUUCUUGUGGCUUUUAUAUUCAAAUUCAAGGCUCCCAUCCAUCCAAUUUCCCUUUUCUACGAUUCCUCUCUCUAUUUUGACACUUUAUCUGUGUACUUUUUCAAAUUUCUCAUGCGUAUUCAUGUUCGUGGAACGACCUUUUUGUUGUUGAUCGACACGACAUUUUGCUUGAGUCCAUAGCAAAGCAAAAAAAAAAAAAGAAACGAAAUUGGAUUAGCGAGUCAAGUGCGAUGGCCACACGAAUGUUGAUCGAUGUAGGAGAACUUCUCCUCUUUUUUUUCGUGCUUGGAAAAGGGAAAAGCUUCUGGGACCCUCUUUAAUUGAAAAAUGGAACUCGCCGACGAAGGGCCUUUCUGAUUGAGUUGUGUGUGGCGGUUCCCUUUUUCCCGCUCCUGCUUUUUUUCCCCCAUCGAUGCCGGUUUUUGGUCCUGGACGUUUUGCAAGAAGCUUUAUAUUAGUUUCUAGCAGGGUCUCAGGCUUUUUUGAUUCUUGAUAGGAACCUUCAGGACGGUUUUUUGAUUUUUCCGCAUUUUUUGUAGAUUUUGAGAAGAGGAAGUCGUGAUUCUAUGUGCUUUUGGAGCAGUUUUUGGAGGUUAUUUAGGAUUUUCUGGGACUUGGAAGGAUUCAGUGGGAGUUCAGGACUGUUUUUUGGAAGCUUGAAGAAUUUUUCGGCCUUUGGAUUUUUUGUAAAAUUCUAGGAGAGGAAAUCUUGAUUUUAUAUGACUUUGGAGGUCAUUAAGGAAUUUUUUGAGAUUUGAAAGAAUCCAGGGAACUUUCAGGCCCAUUUUUUUGACUUUCAUUCAACUUCUAAAUGUUUUUAAAAUACGUUUUGUGAAUUAAUUUGACAUUUUAAAGGUUAUAAGACUUUUUCUGGUCUUGUAUUGAUUCUUGCAAGCUUUAUAUCAUUUUUUAGAAGUUCUAAGAGUUUUUCCAAGAUUUUUUGUCGCUUUGUAGGAUCCAUUGAACUUUCAGGGCUUUUUUGAAGAUUUCUACGGCUUUUUGAACAUGUUUUAAAGUAUUCUUUUGAUUUUGUAAGCUUUCUGAGGCGUUUUCUGUCUCAAAUUGGACCUUGGAAGAGAAAAAUCGUUGUUUUAUAUUAUUUUUUUGAGAAGUUUCAAGUAUUUUUUUCGGCUUUUUUUGGUGUUUGGUAGGAUCCAGAGGACUUUGAGAACCAUUUUUAGGAUUUAAAAUAAACUUUCUGACUUUUGGAUUUUCUAGAAAACAUUUUGAAGAAUAAAUUUGUAACCCUGUGAUUUUAUCGACGCUUUUUUCGAUUUUGCGUCGAAUUUGGAAGAUUUGGGAGAAAGUUAUGGUUUUUCAUAAUUUUUACUUUUUUUGAGGGGGGGUCUAAAAAUACGGAGAAUUCCAAGAUUUUUCAAAUAUAUUUUUUCGAAAACGAGCGGGUUUUAAAAUUAUUAUACAGACUAAUUGGACUUUUAAAGAUAUUUUUCGAGUAUCGGGAAUUUUUUUGUCUUUUUUUCAUUUGUCCGAAUCAAAAAUAUAGUUUUUCUACUUGUUUAUUUGUCCUCUCUGAAACUGUUGUCUCAAUUUGAAACGUUUCAAAAAAAUUUUGAUAGACGUGGGCGAGCUUUUAACUCUGAUUGAACGUCUGGAAAUUUCUCGCAAAGUUGAAAAAUUCGUCUUUUUUGUCUCAAAAUCAAAAACAAUGAGAACUUCUAGAGAUUAUCAGAAAAAUGUAGAGCCCAGACACGAAGAGUGAAUUCCCCAUGUCUGGACCCUCUUAUUUUCCCGCAGUCUCUCAGUUUCCUCGUGAUUCGAGUUGUUUAUCGGCCCAUUUCUGCGAAAUUCGCUCGUGAUUCUCAUAUCAGAAGCCCCGCCGCCAAUUAAUUACUGAGCAUUUUCAAUUUGUUUUCCUCAUUUUGCAGUUUAUUUCCCCCCGGUGAAUCUCAUACGGCUUCUCUAAUUUUUUUCUCCUUUCUCAGCGGUUUUUUUUCGCCGUGAAUGGGUUGAAUCGAGCGCCAUUUCGAAUUCUUCUUCUUCUUCUUUUUCGUCUUUUUUUUUUUGGUUUUAGCUUUUCUGUGCUUGAUGAGCCGUUCUGAGAAAUGGGAUAUUAGGAUUUUUUGAAGGUUUUUUGGUUGAAAAACAUUUUUAAGUUGGUUUGAAGCUUUUUUUCGUUUUCUCCACCAAAAAAGCCAUCAUUUUCCAUUCAAUUUUUUAUAAGGAGAUCGCCAAAAACUAAGGAGACGUCAUUUUUUGAAGAUUUUUCUAGUUUCGAAGCAGUUUUUUUCGGUGAUUUCCCGCAGUAAUGAUGAUUCUAAAGUUACUAGAAGUUUUUUUGAUCCACAAUAUUUUAUUAUUGAAAUCUAAUAACUAGGUUUGAAAUCAAGAAAAUGCCAUUUUUAGUCAAAAAAAAUUUUUCCCCAACCAUAAUUUUUUUAGUAGUUUUUCAAUGAAAAUUUGAAGUAAGAUUUUUUUCUCACGAAAAUAUAAUAAUAAAAGUUAAAAAAAAAAUUAUGACACAGUCGAUUUCCGCACUGACGUGCUCGGAGUUCAUUGGAGCGCGUUUGCCGAAAAAAGACCUUCCUUUUUUUUUUUCUUCCAACGAAUUUUCCGCCUUUUUUUGCUUUAAAGUUCAUUUCCUCCCGUACGCUAUCUAUUAGUCAAGGAAAUGUGAAAUUUCCUCUUUUUCCCGUUUUUUUCGAGCUUUACGAAUUCUUUCCUUUUUUAGUGAUGAUUCAGUCCAUUAUUUUCUUUUAUCUUGUUUUUUUAAAGUGAUUUCGUGCCGGUUUUAGGAGUUUUUAUAAAGAUAUUAUGCACUUAAAGGCUUUCAAAAUGAACAAUUUAGUGAAAAAUCAUGUUUUUAAUGAACUUUUGUUGCGUUUUGAACAGUUUUCCAAGGGUUUUUGGUCAAAAAUUCAAAAAAUAUGAAAUUUUUCUUUUUUCUUGAUUUUUCCAUCAAUAAUUCCCAUUGAUUUUUGAAUAAUAACCCAGAAAUUUGCAGCUCGUCCCAGCACGCGCACGGGCGUGCCUCGGGCGGUCAAUCUGGAAUGGGAAGUUCGAGCCGAUCCGCCGCCAGAAGGUGAAAAAAAUUCAUAUUUUUCUGAAAAAAAUGAAAAAAAUGAUCUUUGCCAUAGAAAUUUGUCACUGGAGGCUCGUUUUUUUGAUUGCUCGAAAUCUUUCAAAAAAAUGGAAAAAAAUUGGCCAUUUUUUGGUUCAUUUUUUUGGUACAGCGUGAAAGAUUUGGACUUGUUCAAUAAUCAAAAAAAUUUAUUACAGGUAAAAAAAGCGGAAAAAUAAAUUUUUUUAAUUUGAAUAUCUGAUGAAUUUUUCCAAAAUGCUCUGUAAAAUGCAUCGAAUCUCAUUUUUUUAUUUCGAAAAAAAUACAAAGAUUUUUUUACCUUAAAUUUUUUUCCUCACAUGAAAAUUCUUUUGUAAAAUUACCUAAGGCUCCUUUUUUUCGUUUUUCGCAUCUAUUUUAAGAAAAAAAUGACAUUUAUAUAAUGUAGAAAAAGGUCAAUUUCUCAAAAUUCUUGGAAAAUAAAAAUUUUUUUCGAGCUUUAUUUUUUUGGAUUGGGAAAUUUGAACCUUUUUUUGAUAGUUUUACUGAAAUUUGAGUUAAAAAGUAAGUCCUUGGAAGAGAAAUAAUGUCCUUUUUUGAAUUACACGAUUUUAAGCUUUUUUUAAAGGUUUUUUUCAAUUUUAAAAAUUUUUUUCAGGGCGCCGGAAGAUCCUCAUGUCGGCAAGUAUAAGCUGCUCAAAACGAUCGGAAAAGGAAAUUUUGCAAAGGUUUGACGAUUUUCUUUGCUUAUUGAUUGAUUUUUUUCAAUAGAAUCGAUUUUUUUAGUCAUUUUUUUCAUUGGUUUUCUGUCAAUUUUUGUUAAAAAAAAAUAGGGAUUUUUUUACUCAUUUUUUUCAAUGAUUUAUUAGCGUUUUUCUCAGUUUUAUCGAUUUUUCAAUAGUUUCCGAUAAUUCAUUGGAAUUUUUCUUAAGUAAAGUUGGUCCCAGGUAAAAUUUUGCAAAGGUAUGGCGAUUUUCGAUAGUUAUUGAUUGAUUUUUUUCAAUCCAAUCGAUUUUAACUCAUUUGUCAUCGAUUUAUGGUCAAUUUUAAUCAAUAAUAUCGAUUUUUUAAUAUUUUUUGAUGAUUUUUUGACAUUCUUCUCAGGUAAAAUUGGUCUUAGGUGAAAUUUUGCAAUCAUUUGACGAUUUUCAAUCAUUUUUCAUCGAUUUAUUUUCGAUUUCUUUUCAAUAGUUUUUAUUGACUUGUUGUCAACUUUUUCUCAAUAAUACGGUUUUUAAUCACUUUUCAUCGAUUCAUCAUCAUUUUCCUCAGCUAAAAUAGUCUCGAUUGAUUUUUUUUUUCUCAAUAGAAACGAUUUUUAAUCAUUUUCCAAUAAUUUAUUGGCAUUUUUCUCAGGUAAAACUGGCGAAACACACGAUAACGGGUCAAGAAGUCGCCAUCAAAAUCAUUGACAAGACGGCCUUGAAUCCCAGCAGCUUGCAGAAGGUUUUCUUUUUACUUUUAUUUCGAGGAAAAUCACAAAAAAAAUUGAGAUUUUUUUCCCCCUUUUUUAAAGGAAAAAUUGAUCGAUUUUUUUAAAAUUUCUAGGUUAAAUCUAUUGAUUUUCGGCUUCUAGUUUCUUUUUUUCGUGCCAUUCAUCUUGUUAUUUUUUUCUUUCUUCAAAAAUUCUUUUUAAUCUCUUGAGAGUUUUGAAAUUCUAUUUUUUUCUCAUUUUGUGACGUCGUGUUUGUAGGAGGCGAAAGCGGAAGGAAAAUUCGAAAAAUUUUUGUUCCUUUUUUUAGUAAAAAAAUAAAAUUUUUUUGAAGUGAAAAAAAGUCAAGUUUUGAAUGUUCAAAAAUUCAGUUUUUCUAUCAUUUAAACUACUUAUGAGUAAAAGAAUAAUCAAAUUUGCCAAUUUUUUUAAUUUUUUUAAUCGACUUGGAAAACUUCAAAAAAAUGAAAAAAAUUUGGUUUUUAUCCCAAAAAAAUGGAGCUUUUUGACGACCUAAAAGUCUCAAAAUUUGACAAAUUUUGAAGAUUUUUACACUGGGACCCUAGAGUGGUCCCUAAAAGGGUUUAAAGCCCCUACAGUUGACAAAACAGUGUUUUAGUGUUCCCUAUAAAGGUUUAUGGUCCCUGAGGCCCUUAAGUGACCCUUAAAAUGGUUUUUUGCAGUUAGAUUUUCUGAUAUGGAAGUUUAGAGGACGUAGAGGAGCACUUUUGCAAGGUUUAGUGGCCCCUAUAGAGGUCCCUAGAGGGGCUAGGAAGAAAUAAAAAGAGAUCACUUACAAACUUCCCUAGAGUGGCCUCUUUUGUGAGCUUCAGUGCCACCUAUAAAACAAGGAAAGUAGCCCCUUGAGGGAACCCCUUUAGUGACCACUCUAGCGUUCAAGAGCGGAAAAAAAAGGAUUUUUUUCUUGCAAUGUGCCCCCUAUAGAGGGACCCCUUUUAUGAGCCCUAAGAGAAGGUAAAGUAGCCCCUUAAGCGGAAUCGGAGUGCACCCCUCUAGUGACCACUCAAGCGCCCAAAAACCGGCAAAAAAAGAAUUUUUUUUUUCAGCUUUUCCGCGAGGUGAAGAUCAUGAAGCAGUUGGACCAUCCGAACAUCGUCAAACUUUACCAAGUCAUGGAAACGGAACAGACACUUUAUUUGGUUCUGGAAUACGCGUCCGGUGGAGAGGUUUGUAAUGAAAGAAAGUAAACCCGAAAAAUUGCCUAGUUUUCCACGGUUUUCUUGAGAUCAUUUCAAAAUUUUAGGACCAAAAAAUGUAAAUUCAAAGUUUCAAGAAUGUUUAGGUAGGAUUACUGUUUCAGUGAAGUAUUUUUAUAGUGAAUAUCGUUGAAAUAAUAAUAUUUUUGUAGGCUUGGUUGAGAAAAAAAUUGAGGUUUUUUUAGUGACAAUCCAAAAAAAUUUUUGGAUUUCGAGGUUUUUUUGAAUGAGCGAGGAAAAAAAUAAGGUUUUUCAAGGCUUUUUUUCAAUUAAAAUUUUGAUUUUUCUGACUUUUUUGAAAAAAAGUCUGGUAUUUUUCCGAUAAAAAAAGUUGAAAUAAGCCUCGUUUUUUUGAAGUUUUUUUCGAAUUAAAGUCGGAAAAGUUCGAUUUUUCGAGGUCAUUUUUCACUGAAAAUUUCAAAUAGGUCACUUCUCCAGGUUCCUUUUUUUCAUAAAAAAAUGUGAAAAAGUCUGAUUUUUCUAGAGUUUUUUUAAAUUAUAACUCAUUUUUUUGAAGUUCCUUUUUAUCGAAAAUCGAAAAAAAGCUAGAUUUUUCAAGCUUACGACGAUGAAAUUAGUUGGAAUUUGUUCCAAAUCUUGAUUUUUUUAUCGUAUUUUUUUCAUUAGAAUCCAAAUUAUUGAUUUUUUUAGUUCAUUUUUUUGUAUUUUUUUCAGGUCUUCGAUUAUUUGGUGGCCCACGGACGAAUGAAGGAAAAAAAGAGGCCCGGGCCAAAUUCCGGCAAAUCGUCUCCGCUGUACAAUACUUGCACUCGAAAAAAAUAUUAUUCAUAGGUAAUUUUUUUGGGUUUUUGCAAAUUUUUUUCUGUCUAGAUUUCCAAAAAAAGCUUGAAAUCCGUGAAAAAAAUCGACUUUUUUUCAUUAUUUUGAUGGUUUUGGUCUUUUGAAAAAAACUUCAUUUUUUUGAGUUUUUUUGCGUUGAAAGUUUGGUUUCGUCAUGUAAAAAUAAUGCAUAGAAAUGGUUCAAAAUGUUAGAAAGUCAUUAAAAAAAUGAAUAUUUUUUUCAAAAAAAUAACCAAUUUUUCUGAUGAUUUUUAGUCGUUUUUUUCUCACAUUUUUAAGGCAGAAUCUUCACUUUUUUGCCCAAUUUUUUUGAGUACUUCCAGAUGAGAUUUUUGGUUUUGACUCCAAGAAAUAUUGAAGAAAAAAACGCUUCAAAACUUGUUGAUUUUUCUAAAUUGAAAAAAAGGAAAAAUGAGUAGUUUUUUUAUUUAUUUUCAGAGACUUGAAAGCCGAAAACUUGCUGCUCGACCAGGACAUGAACAUCAAAAUCGCCGAUUUUGGUUUCUCAAAUCACUUUUCUAUAGGUUUGUUUUGAAUUAGAUUAACAGAAAGUUCAAGAAUUUUUGUAUAAAAAGCUCUUGAAACUAUAAUUUUGAAGAUUUGGUCAUUUUUAUUGGAUAAUUUAGAAAACUGACAUUUUUUCAAAGUUUUGCUGAAAAAAUCCUUUUUUUUUGAGUUUUUCGUGGACGUUUUGAACUCAAAUAAGUACUAGAAAACUGGAAAAACUUGUCUUUUUUGAUUCAUUUUUGAGUUUGGCUCGCUUUUUCUUGUCAUUUUUGCAUUGUAAAGUUAAUUUCCGAGAAAAUUUCUCCUUCAGUUGAUUCAUGGAAUUGUUUUCAUUUGAUCUAGGAUAUUGGAGAAUUUUCAGUAGAAGUUUUUUAUUUUUUAAAAACUUUAUCACCUUCAAAAAGAGCCAAAAAUGCUUGAAUUUCGGAGCCUACUCCUAUGAAAAUGGCUGAUCAGUAAAAAAAUAAAAUGUUUCAGAUAAUUAAGAAAAAUUGCUAUAACUGCUCUUGGCACCUCUUCCGUGUGAAUCAAAAAAAGUUAUUUAUAAGGAGAAUAAUAUUCCAGGUAACAAGCUGGACACGUUCUGCGGGUCUCCGCCCUACGCGGCCCCCGAACUGUUCAGCGGCAAGAAAUACGACGGCCCCGAAGUCGACGUCUGGAGUCUCGGCGUCAUCCUCUACACGUUGGUCUCCGGAUCCCUGCCCUUCGACGGCCAGAACCUCAAGGUUUUUUUUUUUCAAAAAUAGAGCUUUAGAGAAAUUUCAAGCUUCAAAAAUAGAGAUUUUAGAAGCUUGAAAUGUCAAUGAUAGUUAGUAAAAAAAAAUUAGAAAAGAGAUAGCGCGUGGUUGGUGGAGAGCGCAGACACGCCACGCCCCCUCAGAGUCCCAAGAUACCCGUAAAUCGGCUAUAACAAGGGCACUGCGAUUUUUUUCCUUUUUCCGAGGAGUACUGUAUCCAAAAGUCCGCAAUCUGAGUUUUCCUCUUGCGUGUUUGCACUUUUUUCGCUCCUUAAUAGAUUAUAGCUACAAGAACUUCAAAAAAUUUUUAAAAAAUCUUGGAAACGUCACGCAACAACAUUGCAAACACACAAAUUCCAAACCUCAGAAUUUUCACGUACAGUAUCCAGUAUCCUUCGAAAAUGGAAAAAUCGCUCUUUUGAUAAAACAAAUUUCCCUUGGAGCCCAAAAGUAUUUUUGUAAUCAUGCUCCUUCAUCCUCAUUUUUCCAGGAGCUCCGAGAACGGGUCCUGCGAGGAAAAUACCGUAUCCCGUUCUACAUGUCGACGGACUGCGAGAACUUGCUCAAGAAGUUUUUGGUCUUGAACCCGGCCCGACGGAGUUCUCUCGAUGCGAUCAUGAAGGAUCGGUAAGGGUCUUUUUUAGGGAUAUUUUUGGGCUUUUUUCGGGAUUUUUUUAGGGAUUUUUUAGGGUUUUUUCGGGAUUUUAUAGGGCUUUUUUCGGUAUUUUUAGGGAUUUUUUAGGGUUUCUUAGGGCUUUUUUCGAAAUUUUUUAGGGAUUUUGUAGGGAUUUUUCAAAGAUUUUUCAGGGAUUUUUUAGGGUUUUUUUCGGGAUUUUUUUAGGGAUUUUUUAGGGUUUUUUCGGGAUUCUAUAGGGCUUUUUUCGGUAUUUUUUUAGGGAUUUUUUUAGGGUUUCUUAGGGCUUUUUUCGAAAUUUUUUUAGGGAUUUUUGUAGGGAUUUUUUUCAAAAGAUUUUUUUAGGGAUUUUUUUAAAGGAAUUUGUAGGGAUUUUUUUGAGGAUUUUUUUCAGGGCUUUUUUUCGGAAUUUUUUAGGGAUUUUUUUAGGAGUUUUUUUAGAGCUUUUUGUUAGAUGUUUUGAGAAUAAUUCUUUUUUUGGAAAGUUUUAGGAUUUUUUCGAAUUUUUUUUGAGAAGUUUCGUAUAAUUUUUUGAUUUCUUGAUGGUUUUUAGAUUUUUAGGGUUUUUUCGAUAAUUUUUUGGGCCUCUUGGAGAUUUUUCGUAUAAGUUUUUUGAUUGCUUUUGAGAAUUUUUGAUUAAUAUUGGGAGUUUUUUAGGAAUAUUUUAGGGACUUUUUGAUGAUUUUUAGAGUAUUGGGAGUUUUUUUUUUGAUAAUUUUUUAGGUCUCUUGGAGAUUUCCUUGUAAGUUUUUAGACUGCUUUUGAGAUUUUCUGAUUUAUUUUUGAAAUAUUUUAAGGACUUUAUGGAUGCUUUUUAUAAUAUUGUGGGCCUGUUUAAUAUUACUUCAAGUUUUUUGUGACUUUUUGAUGAUUUUUCGAUUUUUUCAGGUGGAUGAACAUUGGCUAUGAAGACGACGAGUUGAGGCCCUAUCUGGAGCCGCCGAAAGACCAAAUCGACGAAUCGAGGAUCGAGAAACUUAUUCAGGUACUGUUAAGAAAAAUUUAGAAAGAAAUGAGUGAUUGAAAAAAAAAUGGCAAAAAAACUCCGCCAAACUUGCUCCACCGCUUAGGAACGCCAGAGUGACCCCGAUAGGGGCAACCUUAAGGGCCUGUGGAGGGUCGUCUCUAGACCCCGCUUUACCAGCCCCUAUACCACCUAAUUUGACCUUCAUACCACUUUCUCGACCCCUAUAGAGGCUUUUCUCCCCCCCUGACCCCUAUUGGGGGAUUCCUAAGUGUUUAGAAACGCCAGAGUGGCCCCUACAGGGAUUAGGAGGAAAGUUCCCUAGAAGGAGGCCAAGAAGAGCUCCCUAGAGGUCUAAACUUUAAAUGGUCUCUAUAGGGGUUUAGGGUUUGAUAACUUGAGUCAAUAUACCUUAAGUGGUUCCUAUAGUGGUAUUUUAAUUUUUUGCUGUCGAUUUGAAGUAAAAAGAGCUAACAAUAAUAAUAAUAGGAAGUCGAGAAAGCUCCCCUAAAGGGACCACUUUCGCAAGUUUUAGUGGCCCCUAGAGGGGUUAGGGUAAAAAAAAGGCACUAUAGGAAACAAGGAAGUGCUCCCUGAAGGUCUAAAAUUUAGGUGGUCCCUCUAGGGGUUCAGAGUUUGAUCACAUGAGUCAAUAAAGAUUAAGUGGUCCCUAUAGUGGUAUUUUAAUUUUUAGUUGCAAUCUGAAAGUUAGAAAGAGGUUUCAAAGAUACUGAUAGGAACCUCUAGAAUGCGCCCCUAUAGGGACCACUUUUUCAAGAUUUAGUGGCCCCUGGAGGGGAACCUUCAAGGGCUUCUGAGGUUGCCCCUCUGGGGACCACUUCGGCGUUUUUAAGAGUGAGAAAAAAUCGAGAAAUUUUUGAAUUUUCGAGCCUUUUUUCCAACUUUUCCUUAUAAAUUUUCUGUUUCUUUUGAAAGUCGUAUAUAAAAGUAUCAUAUAGUUCAUCCGUUGAGACCGAUUUUGACUUUUUUGAUUCCAGAUGGGCUUCAACAAGGCUCAAAUUCUGGACGCCGUCGAAAAGGAAAAGUUCGAAGACAUCCACGCGACUUAUCUUCUCCUCGGAGAACGGAAAUCUGAUGUUUGUUUUUUUUCCAAAUAUUCCUUUUCAGAAAUUUUUCUCAUUAUAUUUACUAACAGGUUUUUUUAUCUGAUCACCGACUAAAAUGAGAGAAAUUUGCUUGUUUUUCAUGAACCUUUGCAUGCCUAAAAAGAUUAAUAAUUGCUUUGAGAGUUAAGAAAAAUUUAAAUAAGUGCACUUUUUCUUAUAGUUUUAAUGAAGUGGUGGUGACUGGAAAUGGGUUUGAAGCUGGAUUUUUUGAAUUUUCGACAGAAAUUCGAGAUUUGGCUUUUUUCCUAUAGAGCUCGUUUGAUUCUCGAAAAUACCUUUUGAUUUAUAAAUCAAUAAAAGCUCAAAAAUGGGCGUGUCCAACCAAUUAGAGACACUUUCGCGAUGGAGCGCGCUUGCUAAUUAUGAUGAAAUGAAGAAAUUUUGACUGGAGAAAGUGAAAAAUGUUCAAAAAUAGGCGUGUCCAACCAAUUAGAGGCUCUGUACGAUCGAGCGCACUUUUUAAUUAUGAUAGGUUAGCCGAAAACGAAGAAAUUUUGACUAGAAAAAGUACGAUACAAUUGAAAUUUUCGAUUUUUCUUGUCCCCUAGCUUACUUUUUUUCCAAUUUUUUCAAGAAUCGGAUGAAGAAAUGUGCUUUUUAAACUUCUUUUUUCACUGACCAAAGUAAAGAAGACCGAUUUUAAUGGCACCUUUACCUGGAACUUUACUAAAAACCCACCAAAAUAACCACCACUUCCCCCCUGAAACGUCAAUAAUAAAUAAGGCGUGUGCAUUGUUUUGGCUACAUCUCAGAUGGACGCCGGCGAUAUCGCGAUGGCCCAAAGUCUGAUCACGCACUCGUCGAUCAACGUCUCCUCGACGCUGGGCACGCUGCCGGCCGGCGUCAUCACGACGGCUUCUGCCGCCGCCGCCGCCUCGGUACGUCUUCCGGAGGUGUUGCUUGUCCCUGAAGACGUGCAUGUUCGACGUCUUCUCCCCUCGUCGGAAAUUUCCUGAAAAUGGGCCAGGAUGCUUCUUGAACUACUCGAAGUAGUUCCUGAACGUCUCAACCUUCAAAACUUUCUAGUUUUCAAGAAAUCUAUUUUAUAGAGUUUGAGGUGUAUUUUCUCAAAAACUAGCAAUUUUCCCAGAGUGAGACUUUCAGAAUAUCCAUCUGGUACAUCUAGGAGUUCCCUGACCGAUUUUCAAAAAAUUCCCAAUUAAAAAGUAGGGGCUUCAAAAUCUGAGAUUUGCAUGGAGUGCCCCCCGUUUGGAUCAGCACGUUUUCCCGACUUUAACUUGAAUAUUUUCCCAUUUUUCGAUUUUUAAAAUUUUAGAUUUCUUUUUAGUUUUCGUCGUGGUGUUUGAUUAUUGAUUUGUGUCAUCAAAAGUCGAUUUUACCAAUUUUUCGAUUUUUCAAAGGUUUUUAAAUUGAAAAAACGAGAAAUUUUAGAGUUUUUUUUAGUUUUCGUCGUGGUCUUUGAUUAUUGAUUUUUUUCACGAACCAAAAAGUCGAUUUUUCCAAUUUUACACGGCACAGUGGUAGAACGGUUCAGUUGAAAGUGAAGAUCGUGAAUUUUCAUGACCAAUAGUCCAUUUUUCGCGACUUGAAAGGAACUUCUCUGCACCCUCUCACUUUAACGCGCUCUUUUCAUGUUUCUCUGACCUGAACAGAAAGACGCAGACAUUUUCAAGUCGCGACGGACUUCCUUACGGAUUCCUUGAACUUUUCGGUUUUAGCCAUCGCGAUACUCUUCGCGGGCCGGUUCCGCCCAGUCGAACGGAGCCGGCGGCUCGAUAACCGCCGGUACGGCCGCCAACUCGGCCGGCGCUGCUGCCGCAGCCGCCGCCGCCAAACAGCCGUCCAGAAGGAGCAGUCAGAACGACGCCGUCGUCGGCGCCACUGGAAGCAACUCGGCCAGGGCUGGGGUUAGUUUCGUAGGUGGCUAGAGCUGGUGAUAGGACCUCCCGCAAAGUUGAAAAUGAGUAAAAAUGUGAGAAAUUGAGAAAUAAUGACCCGUUACCACUUCUGGGGUCGACCCGGAAAGUCCCAUCCCAUCAGCAGCUUUGGAAACAACUAGGAAAAUAGUCGAUUAACGUUUAGAAUCAAGCUAUCCCGAAUUGAAGUGAGCACUGCCUAGUCAACCUUACCUCCCUGAGAAUAAUAGCAGUUUCCUCUUUUUGAAAGUUUUUUCAAGUCAAUUGUUUUUUACCUUUCUUAGUGCGCUUGGAACAGAUAAGAAGAAAAAGCUUGUUUCAAAAUAGGAAAAAAAUGGCCUCGAAAUAUUCUUCUUCUCCUGGGAGCUUUGAAAAACGCACAGAAAAGAGCAUUUUGAGACAUUUCGAAACGUUUUGUUCAAUUUUUUAAGCUUCGGUAAAGGUCUGAAAUUGGUUAUUUCCUAGCUUUAAUCAAAAAUCGUGGUCUAAUUCUUUCUCAAGAGUUUAAAUUUUUGAAAGGCGGUUUUCGGAUUGGAUUUUGGAUGAAUGGAGAUUUUGGUAAUAGAGUGCUUCUUUCAGAAAAUAUUAACGUUUUAGGCAUUUUCCCUAUUUUUCUAAAACCUUGGCUGAGUCUUAUAAAAGUAUUUGAAGUGUUUUUUAAUCAUAGAAGCUUUAAAAUUCCAUAUUUCUUUAUGAGAACUCAUCAAUUCCUAUGAUUUUUCAGCAAGUAAUCCUCCGGAAUCAGCCCAACCCACGGCAUCCGGCGUUAAGUCUCCAGCCGCCGACCUACAAGCCUAGUCAGUUUUUUCGACGGAAACUGGCAAUCAGGAGAUGAUUUUCCAGCGGCGACAGGCCAGCAACAGCCCUCCCAGCAGCAGCAAGGAGUCCCGCCGGGCGGACCCGUCCUCUUUUCAAGGCCCGGAACGACUCCGGUCACCACCACCACAACCCAGGGUCCCCGGAAAUCCAGCGACCCCAAGGGUCGGAUCCCCCUCAACCAAGUCGGAAGCCACCGAGCCACCACUGGAAUCGCCCCCAGUCAACAUCAGAGGGACCGAGAGUCAGUUUAUGGGUCUUGGGUGGAAAUUAGGGAGACUUGAAGUCUUUUGGGAGUUUUUCCGGGUCUUGGAAAGAAUUAGAAAGUACGGUCGAUUUAUGGCUAGCUUGAGAUGCGAAGGGGCGUGGCUUGUCUGCGAUCUCCGCUUACCAGGCACUAUCUCCUCUUUCAUCGUGUCAGGACCCAUUUUCCGAUUUUCGCCGCGAAUCAGCUAUAUUUGACUUUUUGUAUUAGUCUAGUGAAGAGAAAAUUUCAAGAAUCCUGAAAAUUCUGUUUUUUCUUGGUCCUGGAUAGAAAUUAGAGAGACUCGAAGUCUUUUGAGAGUUUUUCUUGGUCUUGGUCAGAGAUUAUGAAGUUUAGUCGGUUCACGGCUAGCUUGAGAUCUUAAAAGGCGUGGCCUGUCUGCGCUCUCCACCAAUCAGGCACUAUUUCUUCUUUUAUCGUGUCAAGACCCAUGGUCCUGGAAAAUUAGGGAGACUUUUGGACUUAGAAGCCCUUUCUUGACUUUGAGGAUAGUUGAAAGGAAACAAAGGCUUCAGAAUUGACUGGAAUUUUUGGGAAAGGGUCUCUGAGAAAACAGAUUUCUGAAUUUUUUAAAAAUCGGUUGAGACACUUGAUAAGGGUCCGAAAAUUCGCAAAACUUUCGAUUAUUCGAUUUUUGAAGAUUGAGAAAAAAAAUCCUACAACGGCUUUUUAGGAGCUUUUUGGGUUUUUCUUUGACUUUAAGCUUUUUUCUGGAAAUUUCGCUUUUUGAAGUAGAAUUAGGGGUCUUUCAGUGAAGAAAUAAGUGCUAUUCGAAAUUUUUUAGACAUUGUGAGAUGAUUUUGAGACUUUUCUGGUUCAUUUCAAAUGAUUAUAUCGAUUCGGCUAUACUUGAAAAUCUAUCCAACUUGAAAAAAUGAGGCUUACAAUGAAAUUUAGGACAUAUCUAAAGUAAAAUGACUGAAGUUACAGUAGUCUUAUCGUUUUUUCAUCCCCGGACGUAUUCCAAAAAAGAUUUCACUUAUAAGGAAUGAAGCAACUUGGAUUUAUGACUAGCUGGAACCAAAAAAGACAGUUUUUGAACUCGAACUGAAUGCCCGAUAUUCCAGUGCCCAGUUCAUGAACCUGACCUCGUCGGCUUUGAUGAGCAAACUCGCCCCGGCGCCACAGAUGAAGAUCCCCGCGGCUAUGGCGCAGGCUCAGGCGUCCGCCGCCGCCGGAGCGGCUCCUCUUCAGGUAUAGGAAAAGGACGAUUCACCGGAAAAUUCUUAGUGGCCACUUUAGUGUUUUGACGUUUGAGUGGCAUCUAUAGCAGUCGAAUUAGUGGCCACUCAAGUGUCUGGAAUUCAGUGACCUCUUUAGAGGUUUAAACGGCACUAUGGGGACGCUGAAAACUGCUAUGGUGGUCACUAAGACAAAAAAUAGCGGCUUCUAUAGAGGUGGUUCUAGUGGCCACUCUAGUGCCCUCUUCAAGUACUUUUUUCCAGAAGUCCGGCUCGCAAAUCUCGCACGCGCCCACCGAACCGGUCAUCAAGGAGGACGAAGAUGAGAGCAGCGAAUCUUCCAUCGGAACUCCUACCGCAAAUGGUUCGUUUCUUUUUUUAACAUUGAAAACCCCCAGAGAUCUACAAGAAUUUUUUUACUGGGUUCUCCCCCAAGACCUUUUUUUCUUGACUCCCAAGCAGAAGAAAGUAAAAUGACCCCCCCCUGUUAGGCGCUAUUUUUUUGAAUAAUGACGAAAUACUUGAUCCUCAAAAUAAAAGGGCUUUCUCUAGGAUCAGGGCUUCCGCUGAUCGGCGGCGGAACCGCGGCCGGAACCUCGAUGCCCCCUGCAUCACCGUCCGGCGUCUCUUCUCCGGAAGACACGACGACGUCAGCUUCCCUGGAACCAAAGUCCCCUGGCCCCGACGUCAAGGAACCCGCCUCCAAGUGA
This is a messenger RNA of Caenorhabditis auriculariae, 35087 nucleotides long. The record is from the annotation of a GenBank genome assembly. NCBI's taxonomy places the organism in Eukaryota, Metazoa, Nematoda, Chromadorea, Rhabditida, Rhabditidae.